Messenger RNA from Insectozyma verbasci, 3015 nucleotides. The record is from the annotation of a GenBank genome assembly. NCBI's taxonomy places the organism in Eukaryota, Fungi, Ascomycota, Pichiomycetes, Serinales, Debaryomycetaceae.
AUGUUAUCAUUAGGGUAUCAAUCAGGAUCUUCAGUAAAUAAUCUAAAGCAUCCUAACGGUAUAAAUAAUAAUGGAUAUAAUAAUACUCAUCAUGAUCCCACGGUAAAACGUGAUACAUUAAUGAAUGGUACAAAUUCAAUCAACAAUAAGAACCAAUUUAGUAAUCCUAAUGAUUUCAUCACAUAUGUAAUUCCAGACUUCAAUGCAGUGAAAUAUUUUCAGAAAGAAUUUGUCCAAUCCAAUGAGUUUCAUAUAAUUGAAGAAUCAGAAGUUACUGGAUUUGAGAUAUAUUUGGUUGAACAAUGGAUGAUUAAUAGAAAUAUAAGUUGUGUGAUAUCUGCAUAUACUGGAAAUGAAAAUUCCAAAAUUUCAGUUGUUAAAUUUACAAUUAUCAAGAAACCAUCAAAACAUUACCCCCUUCGAUUUCAAGAAUAUUUAAAUGAAAUUAUACAAAACCAUUCAAAGAUUAAAAAAAUGGAAACGUCAAGACCUCCAUCAAUGUCUACAAGUCGAGCAAAUAGUAAUAAUGAAACUAUAACACUAGCUAAAUUAUCAAGUAAAGCUCCAACAAGACGAGAAUCAACCACUAAUGACUCAAAUGAAGUGUGUUUUGUUACUAAUUUAACUUCACUACCUUCAAAUUUAAAUUUGAUACCAAUACCUGGAGGUGAUGUAAGAGCGAUUGAAAAGUAUUUUAUUAUAAAUUCCAAUUUGAAGAGGCUACAAUGUACUGGACGGUCAAUGUCAUUAAUUUCAGAUAAAUUAUCCGAUGCAUCAGAAGAUAAAUUUCGUCAAAUGUAUCGGAUAUAUAACACUAAAAUACCGGUAAAAUUUGCCAUUAGAGAGUUAAUUAACAUUAUACAGACUUCAUUAUUUUAUUUUGAUUUAUUAGAUGCUAAAUAUUGUAAUGGUUUAUUAUGUGCAAAAACAGAAGAAGCAAUAAUGAAUUGGUGGAAUUUAAUUGGAUUACCUCAUUAUAAUAUAAAACCUAAUUUUAAAAAUGGUGCAUUACCAUCAAUUACAGUCGCUGCUAUCAUAAGUUUAAUACUAAGUGUAAGACUAAGAAUUAUAAUAGUAGGAGGUACUGAUGUUCCUAAAGAUCCAUUUGAUUUUGAAAACUUUAUGAUAUCAAUUGGACAAUUUCAAAGACAAUUUAAAUUUGAAAAGACAAGGAAAUUAGAUAUGGAAACUUUGAAUAAAUUAUUCACCAUGACUAAUGCAAGAUUAUUACCUCAAAAGGAUUCAAAUUAUUUUUAUUCAUCGCCUUAUGGAAAUAAUGAAAUUGAUCAGCAAGACUAUGAUAUUUUAGGAUCACCACCCACAUCAAGAGAAUCAAAUACAAGUGCAACAUCACAAAAGAGAAGUUAUGGUAAGAAAGAAUUGAAAAAAUUGACAAAUGUAGUUAAAACAACUGUUCAAGAUCAUAUUAAUGCAGCUAGUAAUCGAGAUAUGGAAGAUAAAUCAGUACCUACAGGUAAAGCAACAACAGGAAGGAUAAGAAAUAGAAUUGCAAAGUUAGCAGAUACGAUAAGUCCAUUAGAUGUAGAGACUUUGGACUUGGACGUACUUGUAAAGAAUUAUUUAACGGGUAAAAAAUUAUUACGUUUAUUUUAUGGAGUUCAAAAUAGUGGUCCUUUUAAUUUACAACUGCAAAUAUCAGCAGAACAACCAUCACCACAACGAGAACCAGGUCAUCAUCAUACAAGACGUAGAGGUAGAUCAUUGUCAGAAGAUGCAAAUGCACAACAAUUGUAUCAUUUUGAAUGUUUAAAAGAUAAAAUUGCUCAAAAUCAAAUGUUACCAAUAUCAACAGAUAAACAUCCUUUAGGAUUUACUAAAAAAUUUGGAAGGAAAAGUUUUGUAAAUCAUGACCAAUUAUCCAAAAAAUCAUUAACUCAUUCAUUAUUAGAACCUGGUGUUAAUUUAGGUGAUGAAACAUCAAUUCAAUCUUCCACAAUGGUUGAUUCAUUUUUACAAUUAAAUAAUGGAGAUUCUAAUUCUUUUGUAGAGAGUGUAAAUUCAAAUCAUGGAUCAAUUAGUAAGAAAUGUGAAAGUAUAUCUGGCUUUCAAAAUCCUUUAGCUAAAUUCAAACAUGAUUUAAAUAGGAGGAAUUCAUGGCCAAUAUUGCAAAAUCAACAUGAACAGAAUUUAAAUAUAUUACUGUUGAAGAAGGACACUGAAUUGUUAAAUAAAACUGCUUUUGAGCCACCAAGUGUGAAUUUACGUUCUCGAAGUAUAAGUUUUUCAUGUAUUGAGAAUGAAUUAUUACUUAAACCUGAUCCUAAAAUGGGUACCAUUGCCAAAUUUUCACAAAUUUAUUUACAAAACAUAAGAACGUUGAUAAAUUAUGAAUAUUUAAGAAAAUAUUAUCAUGAGAGUAAUAAGAAACAUGAUAUAACUACGAAUGUAAGUGUUAAUAAAUCAUUUCAACUGAUGAAUUUAGAAUUGCUCAAGUUGAAAAAUCUUAAAAAUCAAAUGGAUUCAGCUAAAUCUAAGUUAAUAGAAGGUGGAAUGGCCGAUGAAAUAGAAUAUAACAUGAGAAAUUUAACAAGUACAAUAGAUAGAUUAUCCUAUGAGACCAGAAUCAUCGUGAAACGUAUAAAAGAACUAGAAGAGAAUUUCAAAUUAUUUGAAAUUAAAUCAAAUGAUGAUUGUCAAACUCGUAUGAAUAAAAUGAUUGAUCAAGUAUUACAACUGAAUAAUUUCAAGCAAAUUUAUGUUGAUCAUGAAGAAAGAAAUAAAAUAGCAUUUAAAUUAACUGGUAAUGAGAAUUACUAUUGUAAUGUGAAAAAUGAUCCCGAACAAAUGACUAUAUUAAGAUGGAUAAUAAUGUAUAUAUAUGGUUUUCUAUCUUCCAUUUUCCAUUUUUUCAAAUUUAACAGAUCAAAUAUGAAUUUAGAUAGGAUAAGACACGUUUGGGUUAAAUUAGAUCCUAAUAAACUGAUUAUAAAACGUGCUUAUUCAUAUAUUGGUAGAGAGCCAUCAAAAGAUAGUAUAGCAGCAACAGAUAAUUAA